CAGCAGCAGAGCGAGCACGCACACAACGCUCUGGCUGACGCCGACCCAGCGUUCCACGCACCGCCGCAGCACGCACACACGGCCAGCCCGGUCGGCCGCUCGCUCGCACUUAACCCCUCCACCUCACCUAGGCUGCCGCACCCGCAUGGGGGACCACCGCCACGCCGCGGGGGAUCAGCUGCGGCCGCCGGAGCCGCCGCUCGACCCGCUCGAGUUCCUCUCCCGCUCCUGGAGCGCCUCCGCCGUCGACGCCGUCCCCCGCCCGCCGCGGUGCGCGCCCCCCGCGCUCGCCUCCUCGGUUGGCCCCAUCGCGGAGGACGCCGCCUGCGAGGCCGCCGCCGACGACGGGGGGCCCUCCUCCUUCGCCGCGGCGGGGAGCUCUUUCUCCUUCGCCUCCGCGGCCACCUCGCACCUUAUCAUGGAGCGGAUCCUCGCGCAGGCGCAGGAAGUGGCGCCGCUCACCUCCGGCCGGCUCUCGCACAGCAGCGGCCCUCUCACCGGCGGCGGCUCCCUCACCGACAGCCCGCCGGUCUCGCCGGAGAUCGAUGACGCAAAGUACUGCAGAGCGGCAAGCACACCGAAGCCUCAGAUGUAUCGAGGUGCCAACAAGACUGUUGGUCGGUGGCUCAAGGACAGAAAGGAGAAGAAGAAAGAGGAGACACGAGCGCACAAUGCUCAGGUCCACGCUGCUGUUUCGGUUGCAGCCGUGGCUGCCGCGGUUGCGGCCGUGGCUGCUGCAACAGCCGCGGCCUCCGGUUCCGGUAAGGAUGACCGUGCUGCCCGCACCGACAUGGCGAUGGCGUCUGCAGCAACGCUUGUGGCCGCGCAAUGCGUCGAGGCGGCAGAGUCCAUGGGCGCUGAGCGAGAGCACUUGGAAGCCGUUAUUGGCUCCGCGGUGAACGUCAGGACGCCUGGAGACAUUGUUACUGUCACAGCUGCUGCUGCUACUGCAUUGAGAGGUGCUGCCACAUUGAAAGCGAGGGCCUUGAAGGAGGUGUGGAACAUAGCGGCGGUGAUCCCUGUAGAGAAGGGCACAAUGGGAGGAGGGCACCAUCACAAGCAGAAUGCGCAGAAGCAGCACCGCAAGCUGGAGAGCAACGGCAGUAGUAUAAGCGAUGAUCUUUCGCUCGAAGAGGAGAACAACUUCUUGGGCAUCUGUAGCCAAGAACUGCUUGCACGCGGCACCGAGCUCCUCAAACGCACUCGGAAAGGUGCUUUGCAUUGGAAGGUUGUAUCAGUGUACAUAAAUCGAACGGGCCUGGUCAUGCUCAAAAUGAAAAGCCGGCAUGUCGCUGGGACAAUCACCAAGAAGAAGAAAAAUGUGGUGAUAGAUGUCUGCAAGGACGUGGUGGCAUGGCCAGGCCGGCACCUGCUGGAGGACGGCGAGCACCGCCGCUACUUCGGCCUCAGGACGGCGGAGCACCGGGUGAUCGAGUUCGAAUGCACCAGCCAGAGGGAGUACGAGAUGUGGACGAAAGGCGUGGCGCGCCUCCUCUGCAUCGCCAGCGAGAGGAAGCGCGCCAUGUGAGCAUAACUACUAGCAAAAAUGCCCGUGCGUUGCACCCCGACCAGACCAGACCAGACCAGCGUCUGGCCCGAUCCAUCCAACCAUCUGUUUGCUAGGCUGUAGAUUGGGAAGCGAGAGGCAGGCACGGCUGCAUGGGCCUGAGGUGCACAUACCUUCUUGUCCCACCGGGAAUUAUGUAGCUAGGGGCUCCUUCUUCCUCCUGUUGCUGUUAGGGCAGGAAAAGAAUUUGAAUUAAAGCUGGGCAGGCUGUGUGUUGUGAGCAUGUGGGGAGUGCAACGCAUGGGGUGCCAUCCCUCUGAAAAAUCCUCUGGUGGUGUAGGAAGAAGAGCCAAGGGAGGAGCUUUCUCUGCUCUUUCUCUUUUGCCAAUUAUUCUGCAUAAAAAUCAUGUAAGUUUUGCUUCUUCUUUUUUUUCCCUCUCUCUCUCUCUAUCUCAUUUUGGGGGUGUGGCUAUAGUAGUAUACAGACAUAUGUCUAUCUGGAGCAGUGGCAGGAUAAGAGAAAUGGUUUCUUCUGUUAGUGAGUAACCGAGUAUUUUCAGUGAAGCACCUGUCUCAUUACUUCCCUUCCUGAUUGCCCAUUCUGUUCAUGUGUUACAUAUUGUUUGAUAAAGCAUCUACAAUUUGCUUGUUCCUGUUGCUGAUAAACAAGAUCCAGCUAUGUAAGUACUGGGUGCCUCUUGAUGAUUGGUCCCUAAAGCACUGUUACUAGUUGUGACAGUUGUAGUGUUCCGGUGAGCAAAGCUAAUAAUAUAGCCAACAAGCUGUCUAUAAGAUUUCUUAUAGAUAAUUCUUA
Messenger RNA from Oryza brachyantha (malo sina), 2321 nucleotides. RefSeq names its product VAN3-binding protein-like. Gene Ontology annotation, biological process: phloem or xylem histogenesis; leaf vascular tissue pattern formation; auxin-activated signaling pathway. NCBI's taxonomy places the organism in Eukaryota, Viridiplantae, Streptophyta, Magnoliopsida, Poales, Poaceae. Bases 146 to 1528 code for a protein of 460 amino acids. The record is from RefSeq and is a predicted model, not a curated record. The transcript has 7 exons.